This is a messenger RNA of Penaeus chinensis, 1369 nucleotides long. Its product is annotated as neuronal pentraxin receptor-like. NCBI's taxonomy places the organism in Eukaryota, Metazoa, Arthropoda, Malacostraca, Decapoda, Penaeidae. The record is from RefSeq and is a predicted model, not a curated record.
GCACUUCUCAACCAAACAGCAACCGAAAGCCAAUAUGUCGAGUUUAUAGGAGAUGUACCUGAUCUUGAAGCCUUCACGUUAAGCUUAUGGGUGAAACUUCUCAAAACAGGGCCUGAUGUUUCACUGUUCACCUACGUAGCUAACGAUGCAGACAAGACACGCCUAACUGCCUCAUUAACGGAAAAAUCGAAAUCACAGCUUCUCUCACUGCAAAUCAACGACAUGGCUAUUUUCACCGCGGAAGUUCACCAAGGAUUAAAUGCAGGAGAAUGGCACCACAUCUUAGUUUCAUGGCACGGUGCCACGGGAACAUGGGGUGCCUAUGUUGACGGCGUGUUGUUGGAAAGUGGCAGACAGUUGUUGUCUCAAGGGAUGCUGGUGAGAGGCGGAGGUCGAGCUUUUUCAGGCUACGACCUCACCACGACCCAACACGACCGCAAGAACGACCUGGCUAAUCAGGAAGACAAUGCUAAGGCAGGUUUCAGUGCUUGGGUCACGCUGCUGUUCCUGGAUACGAGCGCAAUCGAGCAACCAGACUCUUGGUUGAAUCGCCUGGCAGUGGAGUUAGUCGCGAGCAAGUGCGUGCCCGAGCAUGGAGGUGACGUCAUAAGUUGGCAGGAUACCCCAAGGAGGGGGUACGGGGGGGUCCUUGAGGCUACUGUACAAGACCUUUGUCAGGGUCGCGCUAAGUCUUAAAGGAAGGAAAAAGAAGAAAAAAAGAUAAUUGUAUGGUAUUUAUUUAUUUAUUUAUUGUUUACAUAUCUAUUUAUCUUUUGAAGAAAUAAAAACAAGAAUUUGAUGGUAAUGAUUUGUUGUUUGUUUAGAAAGGUAAUGACGUAACCUUUCAGUAGUAUUUUAAAGAGAGAAGAAUAAAAGAGCCGCCUCCUGCAUGGGAUUUAAUGCAGGCUGUACGCAUAGGGAUGUAGUUUGAAAUACGUUUUCGAAUAUAAAUGACCGAGAAAUGCUACUGUGUAAUUCAUUUCAGACAGGCGGUAGGCAUUUGUUACCAAGAGCGACGUACCCUCUAGAGAAAGUUUCAAAACCAGAGUUUCAUGCGAACUCAAAAUUCAAACCGAACCUUUCUUACUUUCUGUGUAUCACCCUUUAUUAUUAUGCCGGAUGAUAAAAAAAAAAAAAAAAAUAAAAAAAAAAAUAAAACAUUAAAAACCUGUAAUGUUUAUUAGUCUGUUUCUCAUGCUCUCUUGGUUCAUAUCCCUCUACCUCUGUUCGUCGCUCUCAGUAACAUUAGCUCUUACUUAUUUAUGUAUUUAUUUAACUAUUGCUUGGUAUAUAUGUAUCCAAUUAGAUUUGCUUGUAUUUGUAGCUAAGGGUCGAAGCUCGUGUAUGUCUAAUAUAUGUUUUACGUGUU